Messenger RNA from Malaya genurostris, 420 nucleotides. Its product is annotated as S-antigen protein-like. The record is from RefSeq and is a predicted model, not a curated record. NCBI's taxonomy places the organism in Eukaryota, Metazoa, Arthropoda, Insecta, Diptera, Culicidae. The transcript has 2 exons. The coding region runs from base 1 to 420 and encodes 139 amino acids.
AUGAGAUCCCUGCUUCAACAGACGUCGCAGUCGAGUCAAAGCGUACAGAACGAUUACAGAAUUCGAGAGUACGAGAGACAGUCAUCCGUGGAUCCAGAAACUGGAUUCAAAGUAGCACUAAAAGAUCCGGGAUUUGGGUUGGAAGUAGCACUAGAAGAUCAGGGAUUUGGAUUCGCGGUAGCACUGGAAGAUCCGGGAUUUGGGUUGAAAGUAGCACUAGACGAUCCGGGAUAUGGAUUCAAAGUAGCACUAAAAGAUCCGGGAUUUGGGUUAGAAGUAGCACUAGAAGAUCCGGGAUGUGGAUUCGAAGUAGCACUCGAAGAUCCGGGAUUCGGGUUCGCGGUAGCACUAGAAGAUCCGGGACUUGGGUUGGAAGUGGCACUAGAAGAUCAGGGAUUUGGAUUCGCGGUAGCACUUUAA